UAUAAGCAUUUUAUUUGGUGGAAUUUCAUGCUCACAAUAUACUUAGCGAAAAUAGCCUAAGUUAGAAUUACUAAGGAAAUCUUUGGUUAUGGAGAACAUAGUGGUAAUGAGGUGUGGUGGCGACGCAGUUCUAACAGUGGAGCAUUUGUGUGGAAAUAUUAUGGCCAAUCGUUGGGUGAAGACAAUCACACCAGUGAUAGUGAUGUUGAUAGUUCAAAUAUCUCUAGCUGGUGUUAACAUUCUAACCAAACUAGCCUCAAAUGACGGGAUGAACUUGCAAGUGUUAGUCGCCUAUAGAUUUUGUGCUGCCGCCCUUUUCACUGUUCCACUCGCCUUGUACAUGGAUAGGAACAUCACACCCAAGCCAAAGCUCACUUGGAAAGUUCUUGGCCAGGCAUUUCUUUGCGGACUAUUAGGGGGAUCUCUCGUGCUAAAUCUGUACGUGGAGAGUCUUGUACUGACGUCUGUUACCUUCGUAGCCGCAAUUUCAAAUAUAUUACCGGCGAUUACAUUCAUCCUUGCGGUUGCUUGCAGGUUAGAAAAGGUAACAAUAAAACACCUACCCGGCCGUGCCAAGAUCGUAGGGACCUUACUAGGAAUUGGAGGGGCAAUGUUAACGACGUUCUACAAAGGAGUAGAACUGAAAAUCUGGUCAACCAAGAUCAAUUUGCUCUCCCAUAAACACGUGGAACGUCAGCAUGAUGGUCGAGAUCAAGUCAUGGGGUCCUUGAUAGCAUUAGCUGGCUGCUUCAGUUAUGCUGCUUGGUUGAUCAUCCAGGCAAAGAUGACUAAGAAUUUUCCAAGUGCUUACGGCACUACUGCUCUAAUGAAUAUGAUGGCCUGUGUCCAAGCUGUGAUAUUUGCGAUAUGUGUCGAACGAGAUCCACAACAGUGGAAGUUGGGUUGGAAUAUCCGAUUGCUCACAGUUGCCUAUUCCGGAAUAAUAGGUUCAGGAGUGAUGGUGGCCUUAAUAGCAUGGUGCAACCGCAUCAGGGGACCAUUAUUUAUCUCUAUCUUCAAUCCAGUCUCUUUGAUUGUCGUGACUUUGGCGGGAUCUCUUGUUCUCGAUGAUAAACUAUACCUUGGAUGUGUAUUAGGAGGAGUGGUAAUUCUAUUGGGCUUGUAUGCUGUCGUUUGGGGGAAAUCGAAGGACCAGAAGCCAGCGGUAGCGGCUGCCCAACCUGUCAUUGAAAGAACCUUGGUGUAAGUUGGAUUUUGAGAUGGUUGAUUUGAGAUGCUAUCUCGAGCCUUCGUGAUUUGCUGUUCCUGGUGGACGAGAAUGAGAUGGGGGAAUUGUAUUUUUUGGAAUGGUUUAGUGUAGUGAACAUUUAUAUUUUAGUAGCUUCAGUACAUAUUAAUAUAUUUUAAACAAAACA
This is a messenger RNA of Beta vulgaris subsp. vulgaris (sugar beet), 1376 nucleotides long. Its product is annotated as WAT1-related protein At1g68170. NCBI's taxonomy places the organism in Eukaryota, Viridiplantae, Streptophyta, Magnoliopsida, Caryophyllales, Amaranthaceae. The transcript is spliced from 10 exons. Gene Ontology annotation, cellular component: plasma membrane. The coding region runs from base 89 to 1207 and encodes 372 amino acids. The record is from RefSeq and is a predicted model, not a curated record. Gene Ontology annotation, molecular function: transmembrane transporter activity.